CGCUCAGGCUGCUGGAGGAUACAGCAGCAACCAGAAAGUGCGGGCACGUCAGCUUAAGUUGGACGACGACAGCGAACAUAAUCGGUAUUUUCUUCAAUUAUGAGACAUAUCUUCUUAACAAAGCGUGAGUUGUGGUAUGCGAGCACCGCGGAAGUAGGAUGACAACACCUUGUUGUGGCUCGGACUCAGUCACAUGGUGUUUGGCUGGUCAGUCGUGAAAGCCACAUCAGUGUGUGCAGACGUGAUAACCAGGCUUCUGUUGUCAGUGUGUGUGAGCACAGUUUUCUCUGCCGACCUGCUGACACCGGGGAUUCCCGUCUCAGCAUGCCGCACAAGAGCAAAAAAGAAAAGGAAUCAUCCAAAUCUGGAAGAUCUAAAAAAUCUGGGAACAAAAAUGGGCCUGCAGAUGACCAAGAUGGCUCCAAUCAGAAAGUGCCUCCUGCAACUCAGCUGAUGAGGGUGAAGCAGCCAGGGUCACACUCGGCCAUGAAGAGAGAGAAGAGGUUCAGCACUUCCUCUUUCCCCCUCAGUGCUAACAGAGAGCUGCAAAAGCUACCUUCCCUGGCAGAUGUGGCGCCCGCAGAGCAAGAGAAGCUCUUCAUCCAGAAGCUACGACAGUGCUGCGUUCUUUUUGACUUCCUGUCUGACCCACUGAGUGACCUGAAAUGGAAGGAAGUGAAGCGGGCGGCGCUGAGCGAGAUGGUGGAGUACAUCACCCACAACAGGAAUGUCAUCACAGAGCCUAUCUACCCGGAGGUGGUGCACAUGUUUGCGGUGAACAUGUUCAGAACAUUGCCUCCAUCGUCCAACCCCACUGGAGCAGAGUUUGAUCCAGAGGAAGAUGAGCCAACCCUUGAAGCUGCAUGGCCUCACCUCCAGCUCGUCUAUGAAUUUUUCCUUAGGUUUUUAGAAUCGCCCGACUUUCAGCCCAACAUAGCGAAGAAAUACAUCGACCAGAAAUUUGUUAUGCAGCUCCUAGAACUGUUUGACAGCGAGGAUCCCCGAGAAAGAGACUUCCUCAAAACUACCCUCCACAGGAUCUAUGGAAAGUUCCUGGGACUGAGAGCGUACAUCAGAAAACAGAUCAAUAACAUUUUCUAUAGAUUUAUCUAUGAGACAGAGCACCAUAAUGGUAUAGCUGAACUACUGGAAAUACUUGGAAGCAUAAUCAAUGGAUUUGCCUUACCACUAAAAGAAGAGCACAAGAUUUUCCUGUUGAAGGUUUUAUUGCCUCUGCACAAAGUCAAAUCACUCAGUGUCUACCAUCCACAGCUGGCCUACUGUGUGGUGCAGUUUUUAGAAAAGGACAGCACUCUAACUGAGCCGGUAGUAAUGGCUCUACUAAAGUACUGGCCAAAGACUCACAGUCCCAAGGAGGUGAUGUUCCUCAACGAGCUGGAGGAGAUCCUGGAUGUCAUCGAGCCCUCUGAGUUUGUCAAAGUGCAGGAGCCUCUCUUCAGACAGCUGGCCAAGUGUGUGUCCAGCCCACACUUCCAGGUGGCAGAGAGAGCUCUGUACUACUGGAACAACGAGUACAUCAUGAGCCUGAUAAGCGACAACGCAGCAAAGAUCCUGCCAAUUAUGUUCCCUGCUUUGUACCGCAACUCCAAGACCCACUGGAACAAGACCAUCCAUGGCCUCAUCUACAAUGCUCUGAAGCUUUUCAUGGAGAUGAAUCAGAAGCUUUUUGAUGACUGCACACAGCAGUUCAGGGCUGAGAAAAACAAGGAGAAGGCAAAGUCAAAAGAACGUGAAGAGGCUUGGAUCAAGAUCGAGAACCUCGCCAAGUCAAAUCCACAGUUCUCUAUGUAUGUUGAUUCCUCUGACCUCAAUAGUCCUGUAGCAAUGGAGACGGAUUUCCCUUUGAUAGAAGAUGUUCAGAGGUUAAAAAAGACAGUUGAAGAGGGUGCGACUCAGUUGCAGCAUGACCAGCGGAAAGAGCGGCCCAUGGUGCGACGCAAAUCUGAGUUGCCUCAGGAUAUCUACACCACAAAAGCCUUGGAGUCCCACCGCAGAGCUGAAGACAUGUUAACCACUCAUGAUGGACUCUAGGUCCCGUCACCUGCGGCUAAUGGUUCAACUGUCCCUUCUACCCUUGACAGCCAUGGACAUCCUUUUCGCCCAGGUGCCAGAAUUACACUGGCGACUCAUGUUGGGCUCUCCAUCCCUCCUCCUACCCUGAGUUUACCCAGGAUCCUCAGUUCUCUUUCAUUCCUGCUGUCCCUGUGUAUCCACCUCCCUCAGAUUUCUGCUUUUUUUGGGGUUUUUUUUGAGAGAAGCAGGUGUGUGUUUGUGUGUCUUUUUUGCCCUCGCCACAUUCAGUUUGCUUUCCAGUUAUUUCCCCUCAUUGUUCCACCUUACCUUCCUAUCUCCCCCAUCCCCACCCCCAUGUGUGUUCACUGUAAAUGUGGACCCUGUGAGUACGGACGCCACAACACUGGUUCCUCCAUUCCUUCUUGCAAACGUGUUCACAAUGGAUUGGACGUGGAAACACGGGAACUGACAGACUCACUGUCGAAGGAUCGUCUCUUGGUCUCUGCUUGGUUUUCUUUUCUGUCAAAGGGAACAAAAACAGAACCUGUUGGUCAGAUGAAAGACAAGACUUUCCCACGAUCUGUUCUAUGUCUUCUUUAGUUUUUAUUUUUUGCUCAAUCUAAAGGACAUUUUGUCAGUGCCAAGACUGUUGUGUCCUUCAUGUUUGUUUCAUGUUAGCAUCUGUGACUUUAACAAGGACACCUGCCUUUGUUUUUCACUGGUGUCUGAAAGAUUUUCUUGUUUUUGUUUUCACGGAGCAUACCAGACCAAACUGAGACCUGUCCUUUGCCUUGCAAUGUCCAAGAAAGAUGGCAAGGAAAGGAGAAGUUGUCCUGUGGACAUCUGACGCUUUCCAUUCUAUUGUUUUGUGCCAUAUGACGCUCUUUUUAUAUGCUUGCUUCCUUAUGUUCACUGGCAAUAUUUGAAAACCAGAUCGUAGUGAUGUGUAGAUGGUUCAAACAAUGGUACUUGCUGUUUUUGAAAGGUAGUACUCGUAGUUGAGGAUGAACCUGAAUGAAAGUUGUUUGCUAUCACACCCGGAUGUCAUAUUUCCAUCGCAGUCGACCACAGCUGGAGCCAAUAAAUACCUGAGUCAUUUGACCUGGGAAUUAAUACUGAUUGUACAAUUUCCCACUGAAGACAAUAGCCAGAAAUUAGUGAGGGUUUACGUUUUUGUUACUUGUUGAAUUUCAAAGGCAUAUAUGCUGCAGUAGCAAUAUCCACAGUUUGGAAGUGGCAAGGAGAGCCGUCAGCUGCAUGUAACUACUGCAUACUGAAUAAAAAGCUAAGAUCAACAGUGUGGCUUUUAUACAUAUACUGUAAACUGAAUAUUGAUUAUUAUCUUUAUAAAGGAGACAUAAUCAGAGAUCAGUUUUUGUUGAAUGGUGGAAGAGGUGCAGAUCUGUGCUGUCAUGAUGCCUCAAAACCCUCACUGAUGAUUUUUAGCAGCCGUUUACCACAUUAGAACCUUUGCGCAUUUUGUUUUGUGAAGAGUGUGAAGGUGUAUCUGAUGCACUGUACGCUUUAAAGAUUUUAAUGUCCUCUAUAAUUAAAAUUUUAAUUUAUUAUCAGUCCCAUGGGCCUGUAUUCUCAGUAGCUUAUAACACACAAAUUACUUGAUGAGAGCUACCAAAAUAAUGUCUUCCUUAAAAUUUAAAGGUGAGACGUGUUGCGACCAUUCCUAUUUGUAGGUGUUUGGUUAUGCAUAUUGCAUCCUUCUUGGAGGAGAAGAAGAGGUUUUCAAGGUAGGAAUCUUCCAGUCAGUACCAUUGUUUAAACUAAGACGGUCUGCUAGAGUUCUUCAUAUUUGAUGUGUUGUAUUUUGUUGUCUUGUCUCUGGAGGUUGGCAGCGUGGAUGUCAGGUUUUGAAUUUUGUUUUAGUUUUUUUUCUGGCCAUGCAGGAUGCCCAGCGCUGAAACACACUGGUAUCAGAUGGCCACAAAAAUGCCAGAUGAUGAAAAUAAACUGACAUUGUGACUUGGCUUGUUAACUGUAUUAAUACUGUAUUUGCUUGAAUGCAAAAGAUGUAAAUUAAAACUAUCAUGUUAAACAUGUACCUUUUACCCUGGAGGAAUGCCAUUCACCAAACCGGUUGAUUUCUGUUGUCAAGGUCAUUGCAUUUAUGAGACAGUCCCACUUCCUGGGAGAAAUGUUUUAUGGAUUUUGAGUUUUAUGAGUAUGAGUCAAGAGAUGUAUGAGGUUUAUUUUAGUGCUGGAAAAAAAAGUCACCUGUGAUAAGAGAUGAUUUAAAAAAAAAAAAAACAAAAGAUUUGGUGGCUUAUUCUGUUUCUGCAGGACCUUUGCAGAUCUUUUAAUUUUAACAUAUUAUUUCAAGAACAUGAUAACUUAAAGUGUCCUUUUGUAUGUGACCUGUACUAUAUGAUUCAUUUAAUAUUGUAUAUAUGAUUUACCUUGUUUCAUGUAGUGUUAUAUAUCUAGAUUAAUUUUUGUACAAAUUGUCCCUCUGUACAGAAUAAAACAUCAAUAGCAAGUGAAAGAAGUCAA
Messenger RNA from Scatophagus argus, 4539 nucleotides. It is a transcript of the gene ppp2r5ca, whose product is annotated as protein phosphatase 2, regulatory subunit B', gamma a. Gene Ontology annotation, biological process: protein dephosphorylation; signal transduction. The transcript is spliced from 16 exons. Gene Ontology annotation, cellular component: nucleus; protein phosphatase type 2A complex; cytosol. Gene Ontology annotation, molecular function: protein phosphatase activator activity. Bases 325 to 2052 code for a protein of 575 amino acids. NCBI's taxonomy places the organism in Eukaryota, Metazoa, Chordata, Actinopteri, Scatophagidae. The record is from RefSeq and is a predicted model, not a curated record.